This is a messenger RNA of Rhinichthys klamathensis goyatoka, 868 nucleotides long. It is a transcript of the gene scamp5b, whose product is annotated as secretory carrier membrane protein 5b. The record is from RefSeq and is a predicted model, not a curated record. The transcript is spliced from 7 exons. Gene Ontology annotation, biological process: protein transport. NCBI's taxonomy places the organism in Eukaryota, Metazoa, Chordata, Actinopteri, Cypriniformes, Leuciscidae. Bases 62 to 751 code for a protein of 229 amino acids. Gene Ontology annotation, cellular component: trans-Golgi network membrane; recycling endosome membrane.
GCAGGAGAAGGUUUGAUAGAUUGACAGCUCUGAAGAACUAAUAGUCGUCGCCUGUUCCCCAAUGGCUGAAAACAACUUCCCUCCUCUGCCUGGCUUCAUUCCUCUACGGCCGUGUUUCCAUCAGGACUUUGAGGAUAUCCCGGACCAGCACCGCACCAUGUGCAAGAGACUGUACUACCUGUGGAUCUUGUACGGCUCCACGCUGCUGGUGAACUUCUUCGGCUGUAUGGCGUGGAUGUUCGGGGGAGGAGGAGUGACGAACUUCGGCAUGUCCAUCAUCUGGGUCGUCCUCUUCACGCCCUGCUCAUACGUGUGCUGGUUCAGGUCCAUUUACAACGCCUUCAAGACUGACAGCUCGUUCUACUUCAUGGCUUUCUUCUUUGUCUUCAUGGCACAACUUUUUAUUUCUAUAAUUCAGGCCAUUGGUAUUCCCGGGUGGGGUGUUUGUGGCUGGCUGGGCACCAUCUCCUUCUUCGGCACGAGUAUCUUCGCCUCCAUCAUCAUGCUGAUCCCCACGCUCAUGUUCACCGCCGUCGCCGCGCUCUGCUUCAUCGCGCUCACUAAGGUUCAUAACUUCUACCGCGGCAGUGGCGGGAGCAUGAGUAAAGCGCAGGAGGAGUGGGUCUCCGGCGCCUGGAAAAACCCUCACGUUCAGCAGGCAGCGACGCAGGCAGCCCUGGGGUCCUUACAGGGCCCUCAGACCCCGCAGACCCCACAGUACUCCACGCCCUCCUACGACAACACCAUGUGAAGCACCAACACAACCAGUCAUCAGUAGAGCAGGGGUGUGUUUCCCCAAAGCUUCGUUAAAGGUGCUGAAUAUGUAACGUUUUCACUCUACUAAAGCAAUAUGUUUCCAGAUUUUAGG